Drosophila navojoa is the source of this 1040-nucleotide messenger RNA. Its product is annotated as vitellogenin-2-like. Gene Ontology annotation, biological process: lipid catabolic process. Lineage: Eukaryota; Metazoa; Arthropoda; Insecta; Diptera; Drosophilidae. Gene Ontology annotation, molecular function: serine hydrolase activity; lipase activity. The record is from RefSeq and is a predicted model, not a curated record.
AUGGCUUUGAAUAUGGGAAUUCUUCCUAAAAAAUGGACUGAUUUAAUUAAUGAUCAAUGCAUCAAGUUUGCAGAGACUUUCAACGUACCCAACGUCAGAGCUGCGGACAUGACAAAGCUAAAUUUUAAUUAUAUAACACCGUGUUGCAAUUUUACAGUGCCUAUAUUGAAAGCCGAAACUCUCUGGGACAAUGCAAUAUUUAAUCGGAAUAAAAAAAUAGUUGUUGUCGUUAGUGGAUGGUUGACAACUUUCAGGUCUUCAUUUGCCAAGGACGUGUUACAAAGGGCUUACAUGUGUCGUCCCGAUGUUAAUUUCGUGGUCGUAGAUACAUCGAGCUACCUGGAUAUGCUCUAUAUGUGGUCUGUGCAGAACACCAAUAUUAUUGGGGACUACAUUAGCCUCGGCUUAAAGCAACUGACAGAUGCCAAUCCAUCAGCCGAGAUUCAUCUUAUCGGUCACUCAUUGGGUGCACAUAUUAUGGCAUUCGCUGCGCGACAGUAUCAAAAUUUAACAGGACGCCUGGUGGAUCGUGUAACAGGUUUGGAUCCGGCCAAGCCGUGCUUUAAAGCCCAAUCUAGAAGUGAUGGCAAAGCCAGUGAUAUUGCCCGGUUCGUAGAUGUCAUACACACAAAUGCUGGCUUAUUGGGAGAGGAUUCGCCAGUUGCUCAUGCCGAUUUCUAUCCAGGAGGUGACGAUCCAAUUCAAAACGGCUGCAUAUUCUUUGAAUGCUCACAUAGUCGAGCAAUUGAGUACUUUGCCGAAAGUGUUUAUCCAGGCCAGGAGCAAAACUUCCUGGCUUCCAAAUGUAGCUCAAUGGAAAAUAUGCGUGCUAAAGCCUGCAGCUCCUCCCACUCAGUUAUGGGCUAUGAAGUUGAUAAGAAUGCCACAGGUAUUUACUAUCUAGAAGUGAAUAGUAAGCCACCAUUUGGCAAGCAUUCAACUGUAGAUUCGGACGAUGUAAAUAAAGAAUGCAAGUGCCUUGGUGUAGUGUGUUAACUUAAAUGGAUUUUAGAAGAUUCUGAAUAAACAAAGACUCUCUU